Monomorium pharaonis (pharaoh ant) is the source of this 4978-nucleotide messenger RNA. RefSeq names its product NACHT domain- and WD repeat-containing protein 1. Lineage: Eukaryota; Metazoa; Arthropoda; Insecta; Hymenoptera; Formicidae. Bases 98 to 4855 code for a protein of 1585 amino acids. Gene Ontology annotation, molecular function: protein binding. The transcript has 15 exons. The record is from RefSeq and is a predicted model, not a curated record.
AUGACGGACAUGUUGGACGCGUGAGGAUUCACAGCGAUGAUCGUCGCUUAACGCCACUUCGAAUUCACGAAACACCCUCGUUUCCCCUGCAACAAGCAUGAAUCUCGAGGUGGAGUUAAUCGCGGGGGUCGUCAAAGGCGGCCCGCCGCCCGCUCAUCUGCCGGCGCCGAGGCUCAUCAAGAUAUUCAUCGUCGGCGAGAGGGAUGACUUCCCAGAGGAGCGCAAACAGCUGCUAGAGGUGGUCGGUCCGGAGCUGCAAUCAAUUUACGAUGAUAUGGGAAUCGAGGUGCUCCUGGUGGACAUGCAAUACGGGGCCGGCGACAACCCGGACGUCAAUCCGCAUCUAGCGGAGUCCUUCCUGGAGGAGAUAAAUGCGUCGCACCGGCAUUCUAGGGGAUGCUUUCUUUUGCUGUUGACGGGAACAAAUUAUACCGUGGGGUGGGUACCGACGGAAUUGAAAGAGGCUACCUACCGAAUGCUUGUCGCGCAUUGCGCCCUCCUUAAAGAUCAUUAUGAGCACGAUGGAAACUCUUAUAUUUUGAAUGCAAAUAGCAUGCGGACCGCUCGUCGAGAAUGGCAGAGGGAUCAGGAGCCGAAGCUGCGCCAGACGCUGAGGAUCGCCACGGAACGCGCGCUCGCGGAACAACCGGAGAACCAGGAGUUGAGAUACAUCCUGAAGAGUACGGCGGAACGACAGCUGGACUACGGCCUAAAUCUAGACCAACAAGGCCUGGGAAUAAUGGCCGUGAUACGCGAGUGGACGGGCGACAACGCGCCGAGGUGCACAGCCGCCGCCAAGGGACUCUGGUCCCGCGUCCAGACUACCCUGCCCCACGAGAACGUUCUGCGAUUUCACGUGGAGCACCGUGACGGCGGCGCGAUCGACGCCGAUCACGAUGCACACGACGAGUACCUUAGCAAACUGCGGGAGCUGGUGCUGGACAGGAUCCAGCAGCUGGUGAACGCGUCCGUCGAGGCCGACCCGGAGAUCAAGAGCCGCAAGAAGAUGGUCCAGGAGGUCUACGCCGAGAGUAUGGCGCAUUUCGCGCUGCUCCGAGAACUGCCGCUGGCCGACCAGCGCGACGAGACCGUGGAGCGAGUUAAACAACUUAUCCUUGCAGGCAAGGAGCACAAGCACGGGCCGAUCUUGAUCUACGGGUCCAAAUCCUCCGGAAAGUCCUCCAUUCUUGCGCGCGUCUACCAGGACUCGCCUCUCUGGCUCGCGGCGCCGACACUCCGCGUCGUCCGACUGUGCACCGCGACUCCCCGGUCCUCCUACAGCCUGGAGCUCCUCCGCAUCCUUUGCCAGCACAUCGGCUUCCUCUGUGGCGACAACGACGGUAAUCUGCCGCGUGAUGCCUCCUUCGACCCGCUCUACCUCAACAAUUGGUUCAGUCUCAUCAUACGCCGCCUGGACGAGCAUCCCCUGCCGGACCAAUUAGUCAUUCUCCUCGACGAUCUUCAUCGUUUCCAUCCGCUUGAGUGCGACAUCGUCGCCGCCCUGUCCUGGCUACCGCUCACUCUCCCCCCGGGUGUCCACUUUGUCGUCACCUCCGCGCUUCCGCCCGAGGGAAUGCGCCUCACCCCGCUGCAAAAGGAUCGUUUGCGUAACCCCGACAUUCUCGUCGAUCUAUCCGGGCGUGGAAUCCAGACGAUGCCGGGCGUCGACGCGGUUUUCGAUCGCCUGGAGGAACUCGUCGGACUCGGUGCGGCUAGUCGGAUCGCCUCGAUUCUCGCUUGCACCGAGUACGGCUUGUCGGAAACGGAGAUACUCGAACUGAUCAUGCCUACCGGAGGGGAGGAGCCUUUGCUCUUGGAAGAGAGCCAGUUUAACUUCGCGACCUGGUGCUUGGUCAGGAGAACGUUCGCGCCGUGGCUCAAAGUGCGAGUAAUGAGCGGUCGACUGAUGUUUUCCUGGCGCGCGCAGUGUCGCGAGGUCGCUCUUAGAAAGUAUCUCUCGAAUCAGGACGUCUCGCGCGGCUACCACGCGGAACUGGCCGGCCUUUUCUUCACCGAAAACGUCGACGACAAUUCCGAGAAGUCGCCGCCCGCGGAGAAUCCGGCGGCCUCUUCGCCUCCCGUGAAGGAAACGCCGUUUCAGAGCGCGCCGCAAACUCAGGACGUCACGUAUACCCUGCGACACGUCGAGGAAGCGUGGCUGCACCUUCUGCGCGCCUCCGACGUCGACAAGCUAAAGAAGCUGGCCGUCUGCGCGUUCGACUUCCUUCUCGCGGGCGCCCAGAUGAUUUCCGUGAGCUACCUGAGAUGCGUCCUGGAACACGCCCGACGGUAUCUCCUCGAGCGUGACCUGGAGCUCGUGUACUACGCCGUGAGAAAAUCCAGCGAUGUCCUUACUAGAGAUCCGCUUCAACUUGCCGCGCAGCUUAUCUGCUGGUUAAGACCGGUCGCCGAAGACGGCGGUGACCUCGUCAGUAGAAUGGUCAUGGCGGCUAUGGCUUGGUGCGACGGUUACACCGCGCCUUUGCUCGUACCCUUGAACGGAUGGCUGCAGCCGCCUCUACCACUACAGAUCCGAGCGAUUACGUGUCCUCAGGGAGUUAAAUUGAUCGAAGCGGCACCAUCUGGCCAGCACGUAGUCGUCGUGCCAUCGCAGGGAGAUGCUCAGUUAUGGCACGUGAUGUCCGGUCAGCUUGUUCACACAUUUAAAGGACACUCCAGCCCGAUCUCAUGUUUGGCCGUCACCUACCAAUCGCAGUAUUUGCUGACCGGCUCCGAGGACACCUCGAUUAUCGUCUGGGAUAUGAAGGAUUUUGUAAUGAAACGUCGGAUUUGUGAGCACAUUGCACCGGUCCUCACUUUAACUACGGCUCUAAACAAUUCCGUUAUCGUGAGCGGUGGUGAAGAUUCCCGGAUUAUUGCUACAAGUUUGCUUACUGGCGAAGUUCUGAUGAAGGUUGAUCAUCACCGAGGCCCCGUUACCACUAUUCGGGUCGAUUCCGCUGGUGAAGUCUUGGUUUCCGGAUCAGUUGACGGGACCGUAUGUCUUUGGUCCUUGGAGAGUUUCAGUCUUCUCAACAGCAUCGCUCUUCCUUCACCAGUGAUCAUGCUAGACGUAUCCGCGGAUUCAGUUUUCCUUUUAGCGGCUUGCGAAGAUGAGAAACUAUAUUUAAGAUCCUUGGCAACGGGCACAGAAAUCCACACGCUUAGGGGACAUCAAGGUCCAGUUAAGAGUCUCUGUCUGGCGAAAGAUUGCAGAAGAGCUAUUGCUGGUGGUGUUGAAGGCAGAGUAUCCGUAUUUGAUAUGCACAGUGGAAAAUUGAUCAGGACUUUGCCUGCUAAUCCGUCGGCAAACGUUACUUCGGUUAAGGUGACUGAGAAAGAUGACUUUCUGAUAACUGGUGGAGGAGGUCGCGUGACUUAUUGGAGCUUCCGCGGUGAGGAACCACCACCGAAACCGCAGAAACCCGGGAAACAGGAUUCCCUGCAGCCGCAUACUGCACCGAUAUCCUGCUUGGACAUCUCCAGGGAUGGUGCCAUGGCGGUUACCGGCGGUGUCGAUUCUCUAGUCAAUUUAUGGCAGCUCAACACUCACGAAUUGUUAUCCACUAUGGAGGGGCACAUCGCCAGUAUUACCUGCAUUGCAUUUUCUGCAUCGGGACUCUUUGUCGCAUCUGGCUCUGAAGACAAGACAGUACGCGUGUGGGGUUUAACUCUAGGACUCGUGGUGGCUACGUUCAGGCAUCAGGCGCCAGUAACUGCUGUUACCGCUAUGCUGGAUGGAAGAAGAGCGGUCAGUUCAGAUCGUGCUGGCUCUAUCAGAGUCUGGGCAGCGGAUAGUGGAACAUUAAUUCAGUCUGUUUGUGGACCUGGCCGAUGUUUUGCUGUUGCAUCCGACAUGAGAUACGCGGUAUGCGGAUCUGGCGAUAACCAGGUGCGCAUAAUCAGUCUGGGAGCCGGUCCUGAAGAGAAGCAUCAAGUGUCGCACUCGCAGGACAUCACAUGUCUAGUGGUAACGCCAGAUUCUCAGUACCUGAUCACCGGUUCUCGCGAUAUGAGUCUGAAGGUGUGGCAACUGGCCGGCGGUAAACUUUCUCAAGUGUUGGUCGGCCAUACGGACCAUGUGACUUGCGUAGCAGUCGCCGUGCUCGACAAGUCUAUAGUAGUGUCCGGCUCCAGGGAUGCAAAUUUGAUCGUUUGGGAUAUCAACACCGGCGCCGACUUACACACUCUCAUAGGUCAUCUGGGUUACGUGACCUGCGUACGACUGUCCGGUGACGGUACCUUGGCCGUUUCCGGAAGCGAGGAUAAGAGCCUAAUCGUCUGGGACACCAAAAAAGGCACCUCGCUCAGUUCCAUUAUGCUACAUGUACCGGUUUUAGGAAUCGAAAUGUCUACCGAUUGCUCCAGGAUAGCGGUACAUUUGCUGGAGCACAAGUGCAUGCCUAUUGUAUGUCUGCAUAAUACUCCCGCGCAAUACGUCAAGUUGCCGCCGUACGUGGCGCCGCGAGAUCUGAGACCACCAGGACCGAAGCGACCCGCCAAGAGGUUGCUGAAGAAAGAGGUGUCUUUAGAUACUUAUACUUGGCAACGAAAGUAUGGGCAUCUUACAUCAGGUAUUACAGUCUCGAGUAUCGAGGAGCGAUUGAAACGUCGUUUUAGCGUGAGCGCGUCAAUGGAAGAGAUCAGCCAAGCAGGUUUAGCCGGUUCUCAACCUGGCCUAGGUCCUGAGCAGGCCGCUUUAGCACAAUCUCAACAUUUCGAUCAACUGGAGGCACUUUGGAACAAACAAUCGCCGCCGCCAAGACCACGUGGCCUAGUCCGUACAUUAACGAAACAAAGCUCGCUUCAGGCUACACGAAUAUCCGACUCUGAGGAAGAAGAUAUACCGGAUUAAAUGGCAGAAUAUUUUCUAUCGACAACCUUCGGUUGAUUGUCGAAUAUAUUUAAGCUACAAAAUGUCCUUCCGUGUCAUUCGAUGCAAUAAAUAAAAAUAUACCAGAAGGUAAUAGACCAGAAA